Molecule: messenger RNA, 1476 nt
Organism: Acanthamoeba castellanii str. Neff
Lineage: Eukaryota; Discosea; Longamoebia; Acanthamoebidae
Product: multiple WD domain, Gbeta repeat domain containing protein
Exons: 10
Coding region: 1-1476 (491 amino acids)
Molecular function (GO): protein binding
Source: RefSeq, a predicted model, not a curated record
AUGGCCGCGCGGGCAGCUGCGCCCCGAUGGGAGGCGUCCGGCCCUCCCUUGCCGCCUUCCCUCGCCCUCUUCCGGUGCUGGGGGGAGGAGGCGGCGGCGAGCAGCACGGGCCUGGUGGGCACGGCACACCUGACGCCGGUGACAGCCCUCCAUUUCACUCCGACGUCGUCAUCGUCGCCGUCGCCGCUCCUGCUGCUGAGCGGGGACGAGGCCGGGGACCUGUGCCUGUGGCACCUCCCGCCCUCCGUGGCCGCCCGCCCGCACCACUCCUCCACCUCCGAUGCAUCGGAGCGGAGGACUGCUGCCGGCCUCUCGUCGUCGUUGUCGUGGCAGCCGCUGGAGCCUCGCGCCACCGUUUCGGAAGCCCACCGCUCCACCAUCAACCAGGUGAGCUGCAGCGCGGGGCAGCCCGGCAUGGCCGUCACGUGCUCCGAUGACCGGGUGCUGCGCCAGUGGGACCUCACCCGCCUCUCCGCGUCAUCGUCGUCGUCGUCGGCCGUGCGGGAGUACUGCGGGCACGGCAGCUUCGUCAACGCGUGCGACCUCGACCCGACCGCCCAGUUCCUGGCCUCCGUACUAUUUGCCUUCCCCUUCGACGGGCCCGUCGAGACAGGCAGUGGUGGCCAAGCGGUCGUGAGCUUCGAUGGGACCCUGCGGCUGUGGCACCAGGAGGUACGCGAGGCGGUGUUCCAGCUGCGCACGGGCCAGGGCGCCACCUCCGUCCGCUUCCACCCGGACGACUUCCGCUACCUCUUCACCGCGGGCCCCGGGGGCGUGCACCUGUGGGACAUCCGCAGCCACCACACCUACGUCACCAUGCUACACUCGUCCCGGGACUCCAACGACGUGGCCAUGGAGUGGGCGCACAUGUGGGAAGAUAAGCCGCCCCCGCCUGUACCCCAGGCCUUGGCGCCUCCUACGGCGGCAUUCGCGGAACCCGACAUCCCGCUACUCACCUAUGCCGCCGCGACGCCGGCCGGGGUGAAGCGUGCGUUCGACCGGUUCAGCAAGCGGUGGGUGCUGCCCUUCCGGGGCCACCACCCGCGCUCCUCGGUCUACUCGGCGGCGGUGACGCGGGACGGCCGCCACCUGAUCACCUCGGCCACAGACGGCACCCACAAGCUGUGGGACGUGCCCUCCGGCCGCGGCCUGGCCACCAUGGACGGACACAGCCCCGCCCACGCCACCCGCCCUGCCCUCUCGAGUGAUGACCGGUGGCUGCUGUGUGGCUCGCGCGAGGGGCACCUGCUGGUGUGGCGCGUCUUCGGCCCCAACGAGCCAUCUGUCGACCCCGAAUGCGACCACGGCGACGAGCAGCAACAGCAGACCGCAGGCGCUCAGGGCGGCAACUGGGAGCGGCGGGUGGAGAAGCGGCACGCCUACCCCAUCACCGCCCUCGCCCUUCCCGACGACGACACGAUGGUGGCAACGGCAGACGAGAGCGGCACCAUCCGGAUCACGUCGGCCUACCGAUAG